This is a messenger RNA of Sorghum bicolor (sorghum), 993 nucleotides long. Its product is annotated as homeobox-leucine zipper protein ROC6-like. The record is from RefSeq and is a predicted model, not a curated record. Bases 366 to 839 code for a protein of 157 amino acids. Lineage: Eukaryota; Viridiplantae; Streptophyta; Magnoliopsida; Poales; Poaceae. The transcript has 5 exons. Gene Ontology annotation, molecular function: lipid binding.
UGUGUUGUCCACGCGGAGUAUGACGAGACCAUGGUGCCAACAUUGUCCAACUCCAGCUUUCGGCGCGCACCGCUGGCUCGCGACGCUGCAGAGGCAGUACGAGUACCUCGCUGUUCUGCACUCCAGCCAGGUCCCAAGAGGCGACAACGACAACAACACAGGGAGGCGUGAGGUGUUUCGUUUGGGUCCAAGAUCACAAGACUAAUGUGACAAAAUUGUGUGUGUUGCACACUCUACUUCUAGCAAAUGGAAACAGCUGUUCUUGCUUGUAGAACUAGAGAAGGGGAGGAACUGCAGCGUCAAUAUACAGUUGCUGGAACUAAUGACAGACUAGCAGAGCUGGAGUGUGACCAUUUCUCCCUAAGAUGAACGCAGAGCUGUGGGUGCAGUCGCCACGUCUGCUCAACCGCAAAAUCAACUUUCUGAGGUAUAACAAGCGGGUGGCGGAGGGGCAGUGGGCUGUGAUGGACGUGUCUGUCGACGGCAUCCUUGGACUGCCAGCAGGUAGCCGCACCACUGAUGACGCCGCCGUUGCAAACAACACAACAGGCUGCAGGCUGCUGCUGUCCGGCUGCCUCAUUGAGGACAUGGGCAAGGGCAAUGGCUACUGCAAGAUCACAUGGGUUGUCCACGCGGAGUAUGACGAGACCAUGGUGCCAACAUUCAGGCCACUGCUCCGCUCCGGUAAGGCUUUCGGCGCGCACCGCUGGCUCGCGACGCUGCAGAGGCAGUACGAGUACCUCGCUGUUCUGCACUCCAGCCAGGUCCCAAGAGGCGACAACGACAACAACACAGGGAGGCGUGAGGUGUUUCGUUUGGGUCCAAGAUCACAAGACUAAUGUGACAAACUUGUGUGUGUUGCACACUCUACUUCUAGCAAAUGGAAACAGCUGUUCUUGCUUGUAGAACUAGAGAAGGGGAGGAACUGCAGCGUCUAUAUACAGUUGGUGGAACUAAUGACAGACUAGCAGAGCUGGAGUGUGACCAUUUCAC